Cooperia oncophora is the source of this 738-nucleotide messenger RNA. The record is from the annotation of a GenBank genome assembly. NCBI's taxonomy places the organism in Eukaryota, Metazoa, Nematoda, Chromadorea, Rhabditida, Trichostrongylidae.
AUGCAAGAGACCAAGUUCAAAGAACAUUAUGCAUUAUGGAAGUUGAACAAGCGUGGCGUUGACGGCGAGAACAUCAUUCAUUUGUUGCUAAAUCGGGAGGAACAAGUGUGCUACGAAAUCGCUCGAAUUCUACUCAAACGAUAUCCAGGCUUAGCCAACGAUAUCUACAUGGGUGACGAGAUGUUCGGUCAAUCGGCUCUGCAUUUGGCGAUUGUGCACGACGACUACGAGACCGUGCAACUACUGUUGGCGAAUAAAGCCGACGUGAAUGCACGUGCUUGCGGAAACUUCUUCCUACCCGAAGAUUUCAAGGCAACUAACAAAGUCACUGACUAUCAAGGUUAUGCCUACUAUGGCGAGUACCCGUUGGCGUUUGCCGCUUGUUUCGCCAAUAAAGACAUCUACGAUUUGCUGAUUCAGCAUGGAGCAAAUCCAAAUUUACAGGACUCCUUCGGCAAUACCAUACUUCAUAUGUGUGUCAUCAGCUACAGCAGUUCGAUGUACUCGUAUGCGGUACGUCAUUGGGCGAAACCGGCCGAUCCACAUGUCGUCAACUAUGCAGGACUCACACCGCUCACUCUUGCCACCAAACUCGGUCGAAAGCAUAUCUUCGAAGAAAUGUUGGAACUGAUGAAAGUGGAGUUCUGGCGUUUCUCUGAUAUGACCUGCUCGGCAUAUCCGCUCAAUACUUUGGACACUAUACAACCAGAUGGGUCAACAAGUACGUAUUUAUGUUAG